This is a messenger RNA of Drosophila teissieri, 1120 nucleotides long. RefSeq names its product uridine-cytidine kinase (gene Uck). NCBI's taxonomy places the organism in Eukaryota, Metazoa, Arthropoda, Insecta, Diptera, Drosophilidae. Bases 62 to 844 code for a protein of 260 amino acids. Gene Ontology annotation, molecular function: kinase activity; ATP binding. The transcript is spliced from 5 exons. Gene Ontology annotation, cellular component: cytosol; cytoplasm. The record is from RefSeq and is a predicted model, not a curated record.
UCGAAAGUAAUCAGCUGUUGCGUGAAGUAAAAGCAUUUGAUUUUACUAUUGUAAAAGAAAAAUGCAGGAUUUGAGGAACGCCGACACGCUGCGACUGCCAAAUGGCGACGGAGCAGCGGCCAACGAUGAGGUCAAGUCGCCGUUCCUGAUCGGCGUGGCCGGCGGUACGGCCAGCGGCAAGUCCACGGUGUGCAAAAAGAUCAUGGAGCAACUUGGCCAGGCGGAAAUGGAUCACACGCAGCGCCAGGUGGUGUCCAUCAGCCAGGACAGCUUCUACCGCGAACUGACGCCCGCCGAGAAGGCCAAGGCCCAGAAGGGCCUCUUUAACUUCGAUCACCCAGAUGCCUUCAAUGAGGAGCUCAUGUACAGCACGCUGCAGAACAUCCUGAAGGGCCACAAAGUGGAAAUACCCAGCUACGACUACCGCACCAACUCGCUCGACUUUGAAAACGUUCUGGUUAUCUACCCAGCCGAUGUCGUCUUGUUUGAGGGCAUCCUGGUGUUUUACUUUCCCAAGAUACGCGAGCUGUUCCACAUGAAGCUGUUCGUGGACACAGACUCUGAUACCAGAUUGGCGAGGAGAGUGCCACGUGAUAUCAAUGAGCGUGGUCGGGAUUUGGAUGCUGUGCUUACCCAGUACAUGACCUUCGUAAAGCCGGCUUUCGAGGAGUUCUGCUCGCCCACGAAAAAGUUUGCUGACGUUAUUAUACCACGAGGCGCCGACAACACAGUUGCCAUUGAUCUUAUUGUACACCAUAUCGGGGAGAUUCUCGCCACUACCAACAGCGCACAGCACAGCAACACAAUCAGGGUAGCGGCGUCUAGCAUGAAGCGAGAUCACUAAACGCAAAUAUAAACUCGCUUCUGAGGCGGCCAAUUCCUCGUCCUAGCGCCGCGUCUUGAGCUUGUACUAAUUGCCAAAAAACUAAAGUCCAAAAGCUAAAGAAUAUAGAAACCCGUGGCGGCGCAGCACACUAAGGCAAAUGUCCAUUAAUGAGCGCCGGCAUCGCUUCUCAUUUGGUCUUCUCAUCGUAACCGAUUAACGUAGUUCUAAGAUUGAAAAGUAUCUUUAGUAUCUACUCUUGCAUAUGUUCAACAAUACAUGGUAGUGUGUAUGUAA